CACUGAUUUAAAGGAGAGAGGAGUGUCUCUGGAGGAGCUAUAACCGAGGAACAAUUCUGGAGAACUGGAUCUGCUGAGGAAGGAGCUGCCAUCCACACAGGACCCCCGUGGUGCUGGAGGAAUCUAAACGGCAUCAGGGACAUCAUCCUCCCAAACCUCUGCUUCCUGCCGUCCAGCUGAACAGCAGCUCAGGAAGCUUCAGACAGUGUGUUGAACGGGAAGUGGUGAUUUAGUAAACAUGAGUGUUGUCCUGCUCUCGUUGGUGAAGCAGCGACUCACUGCGGCUGCUGAAGACAUCUUUGUUCUGUUUGAAAGAACGAUAGCAGAGUACGAGGAGGAACUGUCUCGUUCAAAACAGGAGCACGAGAGACACCGGAAACUACUGGACGCUGUUUUACAGCCUCAGCUUCAGAUCCACAGAGCAGACGUCCAGCAGCUGGUGGUGGUUAAAGAAGAGGUUCCCCCUGAGCAGCAGGAGUGGAGCUCCAGUCUGGACCAGGAGGACCCAGAGCCCCCCCCACACAUUAAAGAGGAACAGGAGGAACUCUGGAGCAGUCAGGAGGGAGAGCAGCUUCAAGGGCUGGAGGAGGCUGAUAUCACCAAGUCCACAUUCACUCCUGUCCCUGUGAAGAGUGAAGAUGAUGAAGAGAAACCUCAGUCCUCUCAGCUUCAUCAAAGACAAACUGAACACCUGGAAACAGAAGCUGAUGGAGAGGACUGUGGAGGACCAGAACCAGCAAGGAGCUCAGAUCCAGAGAGACAUUUACAACCAGAGACUGAGGACCACCCUGGAGACUCUUCUGAACCUGACACUGAAGACAGUGCUGAUUGGAAGAAGACCAGAGAACCAGCUUCAAACUUUCAGAGAAAUAAACAAGACACUGUCAGUGAUUCAGGACGUAGUGCAGUAGAGAAACCAUUCAGCUGCUCAGUCUGUAAGAAAACGUUUACGUAUAGAAGAAGUUUAAAUAGACACAUGAGAGUCCACACAGGAGAGAAACCACACAGCUGCAGUGUUUGUGACAAAAGAUUCAUCCAGAGUAAUCAUUUCAAAAUCCAUAAGUGUGUUGGUCGUCAGUCCUCACAGCUUCAUCAAACUGAGGAGAACAGAGAGGCAGAGCCUCCAGCCAGCAGCUCAGCUGAACACAUGGAAACAGAAGCUGAUGGAGAGGACUGUGGAGGACCAGAACCAGCCAGGAACUCAGAUCCAGAGAGACAUUUACAACCAGAGACUGAGGACAACCCUGGAGACUCUUCUGAACCUGACACUGAAGACAGUGCUGAUUGGAAGGAGACCACAGAACCAGGUCCAAACUCUCAGAGAAAUAAAAAAGACCCUGUCAGUGAUUCAAGAAGUAGUGCAGGAGUGAAACCGUUCAGCUGCUCAGUCUGUAAGAAAUAUUUUACACAGAGAGGAGAUUUAAAUAGACACAUGAGAGUCCACACAGGAGAGAAACCGUUCAGCUGCUCAGUCUGUAAGAAAUAUUUUACACAGAGAGGAGAUUUAAAAAGACACCUGAGAGUCCACACAGGAGAGAAACCAUUCAGCUGCUCAGUCUGUAGGAAAUAUUUUACAGGGAGAGGAGAUUUAAAAAGACACAUGAGAGUCCACACAGGAGAGAAACCAUUCAGCUGCUCAGUCUGUAAGAAAUAUUUUUCAGCGAGUGGAGAUUUAAAUAGACACAUGAGAGUCCACACAGGAGAGAAACCAUUCAGCUGUUCAAUUUGUAAGACAUCUUUUAAAUUGAGAGGAAAUUUAAAGAAACACAUGCGAACCCACACAGGAGAGAAACCAUUCAGCUGCAGUGUUUGUGACAAAAAAUUCACCCACAGCCAUCAGGUCAAAAGACAUAAGUGUGCAGGAAAGAAAACAUUUGGCUUGUAUUUGAGUGAGAAAAUAUUAGGAACCUAGUCAAAUCUUAAUAAACACAUGAGAAUCCACACAGGAGAGAAACCACACAGCUGCAGUGUUAGUGACAAAAGAUUCACCCAGAGUCAUCAUUUCAAAAUCCAUAAGUGUGUUGGUUGUCAGUCCUCACAGCUUCAUCAAACUCAAACUGAGGAGAUCAGAGAGGCAGAGCCUCCAGCCAACAGCUCUACUGAACACAUGGAAACAGAAACUAAUGGAGAGGUCUGUGGAUGACCAGAACCAACCAGGAGCUCAGAUCCAGAGAGACAUUUACAACCAGAGACUGAGGACAACCCUGGAGACUCUUCUGAACCUGACACUGUAGACAGUGAUUGUUAUUAGGUUUAAACUCUUUGGGCAAGUCCCUGUAAGUGAUAUAUAUUGUGAUACCUUCUCCGAGUGUGAUAAGACAUUUUUGGUCAAAUCUGCAUGUGCAACAAAAAAAGAUGACAAUUAAUUAGUAAUAUUCAUACAUGACUUCAUCUAAACUCCAUCUUUAUCAACAGAAGUCGACAAUAUGUUUAAUGUUUUUCUCAUAAUGAUCUGCUGAUUUAUACUAUAACCACUGACUGUUGAUUAACGACUUUAUUAUUAUUAAUACUAAUAAUAAUGGACUUCCGGUAUGAGCGCAAGCGAGUAAGCCGCGCUUAACCCUGCUCCGCUACAAUCCUUUCGAAGUCCUGUAUAAAACUACAGAACUGUUCCCAGAAAGUGUGGGCAACUUUUUGUAUCGAAGAAGCGAUACCAAAUCUUGGAAAGUCAAACAGAGAAAGGGGGAAAACACAGACGCAAGCAAAGUUAACUAACUCCGGGGCACAAAGCAUGGAGCACAGAGCUAGCCAAGAGGCUAACACCGAGCUCACCGGGGCUAAAGAAGAAAUACUGACAGCAAUAGGCAGCUUAAAGUAGGAGUUUUCAAACAGACUGGAAGAGAUUCUGACUGCUGUUGAGGAAACUAGGAAGGAUCUGACUGACUGUACUGAAAGAAUAACACAAGCAGAGGUGCGUUUAUCAACAGAGGACGAGCACGCUGAAUUACAAGAGACAGUUAAAACACUGAUGAAAAAAAAACACGUUCUGGAAGAUGAAGUCGUGGUGAGGGUGGUGAACCUGCCUGAGGGCGCUGAGGGCCCGGACACUUGCUCAUUUCUGGCAGGCUGGAUACCGGAGGCGUUUGACUUGGGUCCCCUGUGGUGCCCGAUAGUGAUGGAAAGAGUGCGUCGGGCCGAGGAGAGACAGCGAUACUCCACCGAGAACUUUGAUAAUGAGAUUUCUGAACUAUAAGGACAAAGUCACAGUGAUAAAGGCAGCUAAGGCAAAAAAAGACAUCCUCUACAAAAACCAACAGGUGCGGUUUUAGUACGACCUCGCCAAUGAAGUGCACAAACAACGAGGCAGUACGACUCAGUGCGCCAGCAGCUGCGGAACCUGGGCCUCAGCUUCAAACGCUGGCGUUUUUUCUGGAGUAAUUAUAUUGAUACAAGUAGCGAGGAGUAGGAAUCGCUUUUUUUCCCUUUACGUUCGUAUCGCAUCGGUCUCAGAAGGCUGAGUGGACCAAACUUGACCCACUCUACCAUGCUGCACUGCGAUAUAUAUAUCAAAUGCAACCUAUAGUACUCAUUGCAAACUGUAUAGCCUAACUGGAUGGUCCUCACUUAGUAUGCGUAGGAUGCAGCAUUGGUUUUUAUUAAUGUAUGAAGCCAUUUUAGGUAAGCUUCCACUGCAUAUGUGCCAGAUUUGCUCCAGUUUUGUGACUCUUACACCUCAGAUCCAGUGCCUGGAUACGGUUCCAGGUACCUGCUGUGCGGACUGAGGCUGGAAAAAGGAGUCUGUUUCAUGAUGGUCCUUGGUCUUGGAAUGACCUUCAAUCACGCCUUAAACUGACGGCACUUGUCCCUAUAGCCUGUUUUAAAUUGAAGUUGUCUGAGGUCCUUACCACCAGCUGCUCUUGCAGUAAUAAGUAGUACCUUUCCUACUGUCCCAAAAGUGCACAAUGUAGUGACUGCUUUUCAGUUUUGUUUUGUUUACUUAGUUGUGUUCUCUGUAUUUUAUAUGUCUGUGUUAUAUGCAACGUUGCUGCCUUCUUGGCCAGGUCAGCAUUGUAAAUUAGAUUUGAUCUCGUAAAUAAAGGUAAAAUAAAAAAAGGACUGAUCCAGGAUCCGUUCACAACAGUAGCUGGAAGCAAAGUAUAGAUUCCCAUUCAGAGAAUGGGGUUAUUUUGUUACUGUGGUUCAUUAUGUUUACAGUAUGUGCUAGUGUUUAAGUGUGUCAACCCUUUCAUACAUGACAAUCUUGUUAACAGCACUUCGUGGUAUACUGUGUCUCAAAAAAGUAGAACUUAAAUGCAUCUCCUGGAAUUGCAGAGGUUUACAAAAGACUAAGAAAAUCAAACAAGUGAUGAAUAAGCUGAAAGACACUGAUUCAAAAAUUGGUAGGAGGUGGAAGGGGAGCAUUGAUGCAUCGUCAUUUACAUCACAAGCAAGGGGAGUCAUGACUCUUAUCCAAAAAUCAGUGCUCUUUCAAGUUUCUAAUGUCAUUAAGGAUACAUUUGGUAGAUAUUUGGUUAUCCAGGGAUCACUGCUCUCAGUUACUUUGAAUUUGGAACAUAUACAGCCCCAAUACAGAUGAGCCUGGCUUCUUUACAAAUGUAUUUCUUACACUUGCAUCUCUCCCAGGAGAAUAUAUAAUUGCAGGGGACUGGAACUGUACACUAGAUUCAAGCAGGGACCGAUCUACAGGUGUUGAUCAAACUCCCACUAGAAGUAGAACAACUAUUCAACAUUUCAUUCAAGAGAUACAUCUGGAGACACCUGAAACCUAACUAUAUUACUUACUCGUCUCACUCAAGUACUUUUCAGACAUAUUCACGGAUAGAUUACUUUUUAAUCUCUGCAACGUUAUGUUAAAAAAUACAGGACUGUUACUAUGGCAGUAUAUUAAAGGUUCCAUGUCAUGGCCAUUUCUACUGAUCAUAAUUCCAUUGUUGAGGUCUACUAAAAUAGAUUUAUACUGUGCAAUUUUCCAAACUCACAUUGGUUUUGCAUACAGCAUCUCUGUAAAGUAUGUGUAUUCAGCGGUAUUCACUCUCUGUCCUAAACGGCUCGUUGGAGCUCUUGCCCCCCCUGUGAGCCCAGUUUAUUUUUUACAGUAAAUGUACUAUAUAAUAUUUACAUUAUUUUUGCACUUUCAGAAAAUGCAUGCAGAUGUACGUAAAAUAAAAAUUAUUAUCUGUAAUUAAAUAUGUAACUCGUUAUAUGAAAGUGUAUUACUAUUAUAAGACUAUAAGAUAUUUCUUUGUAAUUUUAAGGUAAACAUAAAACUGUAAAAAAAAGCGUCAAAUAAAAAAAACGUAAAAUGUAAGUAAAACAUUUUUACAUAAAUCAUUUUCUCAAUAUUCGAUUGAAUCCACCACAAA
Messenger RNA from Gymnodraco acuticeps, 5324 nucleotides. RefSeq names its product zinc finger protein 79-like. The transcript is spliced from 3 exons. Gene Ontology annotation, molecular function: DNA-binding transcription factor activity, RNA polymerase II-specific; RNA polymerase II cis-regulatory region sequence-specific DNA binding. NCBI's taxonomy places the organism in Eukaryota, Metazoa, Chordata, Actinopteri, Perciformes, Bathydraconidae. Gene Ontology annotation, biological process: regulation of transcription by RNA polymerase II. Bases 239 to 1912 code for a protein of 557 amino acids. The record is from RefSeq and is a predicted model, not a curated record. Gene Ontology annotation, cellular component: nucleus.